Molecule: messenger RNA, 1802 nt
Organism: Trematomus bernacchii (emerald rockcod)
Lineage: Eukaryota; Metazoa; Chordata; Actinopteri; Perciformes; Nototheniidae
Product: zinc finger BED domain-containing protein 1-like
Exons: 5
Coding region: 94-1746 (550 amino acids)
Molecular function (GO): protein dimerization activity
Source: RefSeq, a predicted model, not a curated record
AAAAAAACAUCUCGCCCUAGGUCUUCAAAAGCAUGGGAAUACUUUAAAUUUAGUCCAAAACGCAAAGGCAUUGUUAUUUGCAGUCUUUGCCAAAUGGAGUUGGCAUACCACACUAGCACAACAGCGAUGUUGGAGCAUUUAAAGCGGAGGCACCCCCUUGUCUCUCGUGGAGGGAACAAUGAUAAGACAAAGCAAAGAACCUUGCUGUCCUAUCUUGGGAAAGAGGCGCAAUGCACUCCACAGAAGGCAGCCGAACUCAGCAAAAGAAUCUUGAGAGUGAUCGUCAAAGACAUGAGGCCUUUGUCUCUCGUUGAGGGUGAAGCCUUCAUAGAUAUGAUUGAAUAUGCCUGCCCAGGCUUCAAAUGUCCCUCCAGGUGGUGGUUUAACAAGCAGCUGGAGAAAGCAUACCAACGUGUUCUUGACGAUCUGAAGGGAAACUUAAAGAAGAGGUCCUCAAAGAUAACGCUCACCACCGAUGCCUGGACAAGUAUUCCCCUUGAGGACAGACACACUGGUGACAACAUCGCUCUCUGGAUUGAGGAAGUCGCUGAGAAGUUUGACUUUUCUCUCCAUGAUGAUGUCCAGGCAAUUGUCCACGAUAAUGCAGCGAACGUUGUGAAAGCCCUUAGAAUCCUUGAGGAGAAGCAUGGUGUUGCCUCACUUCGAUGUGCUGGCCAUACCACCCAGUUGAUUGUCAACCAUGCACUGAAAGAGCCCCGAAUCAACAAGGCACUUGGGGCAGCAAGGAGCCUCGUCACAUACUUCCACAGCAGCAAGGUCGCCACCCUGAAGCUGAAACUCAAACAAGAGCAAAUGGGCACACCGCAUCACAAGUUGUCACAGGAUGUACCCAUCAGAUGGAAUAGCUCUUUUUACAUGAUCAAACGCCUCCUUGAGCAGCGGUGGCCUGUAACCGCAACCCUCUCAGACCCAGAGGUCACCAAGGCAGCAAAACACUACCUGGAUAUGAGAGCUGACCAAUGGAGCAUCCUGGGGGACCUACAUCAAGCACUUGAGCCCUUCGAGCAAGCCACCGUCUUCCUGAGUGGAGAGGCAUAUGUCACAGUCUCUGUCCUGCCUCCGCUGGUGAAAGGCCUACAGAAGUCCACGCAGAAAGCCUUUGAGUCUGCUCCAAUUGCCACCUUCCAAACUGCAGCCGCAGCAGAGAUUGCUUCAAGAUGGAAGGUUGAGACUACUUAUGACGAGGACGGGAAGAAUGUGUGCAUCUUCGCCGCGGCCCUUGAUCCGAGAUUCCGAAAACUCAAGUUCCUGUCCACAGACGACAUCCUGAAGGUGAAAAUCAAACUUCAGACCAUUGCACUUGAUGCCAGACGAGUACGAGUGAGGGAAGAGCCUGACUCCCCCAGUGGCCAGCGAGAUCACUCAAGAGGACAGAAGCCAAAGUCUGUCCUGGACACAUUGCUUGGGUCAGAUGAGGAGGAGGAGAUGGAAGAUGACGACCCAGCCCAUGACCAGAGGGAAGAUGCUGUCAGGAAUGAGGUGCUUCUGUACUUUGGGGGGAAAGCCAUUCCAAAGGACAAAAACCCACUCCAAUGGUGGAAAGAAAAUGAAACAAAGUUCCCCUCCCUGGCUGUUGUGGCGAGAUCUUAUCUGGCUGCCCCUGCAACAUCCACACCUUCUGAACGUCUGUUCUCAGCAGCAGGGAACAUUGUGAGCAAAAAAAGAGCAAGCCUCACCAAAGAACACGUGGACAUGCUCACAUUCCUCCACAGUAAUUCAAAGUAGGAGGAGUAGAGUUGUGAGGGAGGAGAGAAGGAGGAAAGUGGCCAGUACUUAUAUUG